Molecule: messenger RNA, 634 nt
Organism: Drosophila santomea
Lineage: Eukaryota; Metazoa; Arthropoda; Insecta; Diptera; Drosophilidae
Exons: 4
Coding region: 77-634 (185 amino acids)
Source: RefSeq, a predicted model, not a curated record
CUUGACCACCGCUCAAAAGUGCGAGAAGAUCAAAACAAAAACAAAUGGUGUAAUAUUAUCACUAGCUAAUCAUCAUAUGUGCACAAUAAAACAAAACAGAAGUUCAAUGGCUCUAUAUUACAUAGAUACAAAUUCAAAGGAAAUAAGUCUAAUUACCCGAUAUCGAAGAUCGUCAGAUCUUAAUCAGGCGAAUACCAUAGCGACCGAAGAAUAUGAUUACGGGGACAUUACUGGUUACGCCUAUGAGGGUGCUCAGGCACCUAGAAAUAAUUUCAUUCCUCCUGGUAAAUUGAGCACCAAAUUCAACUUAAUUUUGAAGAAAAACUAUAAAAAUGGAUAUGAUCAUCCUCAAAGAGAUUACACAUCCGAUUAUGAGGGACAUUCGGAGCGUCAUAAUUCUUUAAGCGAUUUCUCGAACCAGAAGAAAGAAAUAAAUUUCAAGGACAUAUCGGACAUCGCACUUACAACAUUAGCAUUUUUAUCGUUCGGAAUGUUUACUCUCCAAGUGCUUAUGUGCAUAGUUAUGGUAACGUAUUUUUUUUAUGAAAAAACCAUUUACUCGUUACCCAACUAUAGAAAGUUUAAGUUAGAUCGACUAAUUUGGAGAUCGACUCCUCUAGUGAUCUUGAUCUAA